AGAUAUGCCUAUGGAACUAUCUGUUUUUCCUUUUCCUCAGGGCAGAAUCCACAAAUACAGACAUCCAACUGGCCCAGGAAAUGCAUCAGACAAUUCUUUCCCAGGCGGAAGUGUUUUGUCUUUGACUGGCCAGUGAGGGACCCACAACUUCUAGCCAUGCUUGAGAGUAUACCGGAAAGCCAACUGAAUCCUAAAUUCCAGAAGCAAUCAAAGGCUUUCUGUGCUCAUAUCUACACCCAUGCAAGUGCCAAGAAACUGAGAGACGGAAUCCUGGUCACUGGGCCCCGACUGGGGACUCUGGUGCAGACCUACGUGGACGCCAUCAACAGCGGGGCAGUACCUUGCUUGGAGAAUGCAGUGAGGACCCUGGCUGAGCGUGAGAACUCCAUAGCUGUGCAGAAGGCAGCUGACCACUACAGUGAGCAGAUGGCCCAGCGAGUGAGGCUCCCCACGGACACGCUCCGGGAGCUGCUGAAUGUGCACACAGCCUGCGAGAAGGAAGCCAUCGCUGUCUUCAUGGAGCACUCCUUCAAGGACGACCAGUGGACCUUCCAGAAGAAGCUUGUGGCCACCAUAGAGGAAAGGAAGAAAGCUUUUAUGCAACAGAACGAAGCAGCGUCUCUCAGUCACUGCCAGGCUGAGCUGGAGAAGCUUUCAAAGACCCUGAUGGAGAGCAUCUCUCGUGGAGCCUUCUCUGUUCCCGGGGGACACAGCCUCUACUUAGAAGCCAGGAAGAAGGUUGAGCGGGACUACCAGCGGGUGCCCAGGAAGGGAGUGAAGGCAAGUGAGGUCUUCCAGAACUUCCUGAAGUCACAGCUCAUGAUGGAAGAGUCCAUCCUGCAGUCAGAUAAAGCCCUCACGGAUGAACAGAAAGCCAGGGCAGAGGAGAGGGCCAAGAAGGAAGCGGCUGAGAGGGAGACGAAGCUAAUGAUGCAGAAACAGAAGGAGCACAAGGAGGCAAUGGAUGCGCACAUCAGAAGCCGGUCAGAAAACAUUUCCCAGCUGGAGAACAAGAUGCAGAGGGAAAAGGACAAGUAUCUGAGAGAGCAGGAGAGGGUGCUGGAUCACAAGAUGAAGGCCUUAAGAGAACUACUUCUUGAAGGAGUUGAGGAGAAAUUCGACGAUUUAAGAAGAGAAAUAAAGCUAAUGGAGGAAGAGAUUGAAGCCAUGAAAAGCAGCCCGCCUCAAAAUAUUCUUGAUAUCGUUGGUAAUAUAUUCGGUGAAUCACUUCCAAUGCUGUUUAAAAAAGGGUGGCAGAUACUCAGCAAUUUUAUAGCAGGCAAAGACCCCAGUCAAACACAGUACUAAGGCCUCCUGUGUGAUUGCAACACAGUUAUAUAUACCUUCGUAGUGCUUAUAUUACCAUGGAUCCAUUCAAUAGCAGUUUCAAAUUAAGAAUGAUCAAAGGACGUCAGAGACCAACAGGUCCUCCACCAAAAAAGUAGAAAGUCAAUUAUAAUUUUAUUAUGUCAGUAGAAAUUCUUCAUGAAAAUGAUUUAGCUAAGGUACAAAGUCAAAUAGUCCACCCAUUAUAUCAAAUAGUCUCCCCAACAUUAGUGCCUAAACACGAUCUGGACCAAUACAACAAGUAAUAUGCCAAAGUGAAUAGGAAAAAAGCCUUUGAGAUCUGUACUUGACAGAUAACUAAGGAAAGCUGCGAGCAGGAGAAAUAGUCUUCCCCAGGGAAGAGCACACCAACUGACUGUCCAGCAGCACAUGGUCAGCCCUGAAAACAUACACACAGGUUACAGUCGUGUACAGACUGAGCACCUUAUGUUUAAGAAUAUAUAUAUAUGUAUUUGCAUAUGCAUUUACGUAGGCUGUAACAAUUAAUAAAAAAGGGCCAUCAAUUUGAAAGGGACCACUGUGGGGUUUAUUGGGAGGGUUUGGAGGUAUGAAAGGAAAGGGAGAAAAGUUGUAACUGUAGUUUCAAUAAUUAAAACAGUUAAAAAAAGGUAAAUGUUUGCAGCGCCUAAUUCAGUUCUGUGCGUUAUUUAUCAUAAGCAUUUGUGAGAAAAGACUACCAACCAUAUUUUUAAUGGGCAUAAAUGUGAAAAAUGUAUGUUUUGGUUAUAUAAAAUCCUGUAAAGUAUAA
Messenger RNA from Psammomys obesus (fat sand rat), 2095 nucleotides. Its product is annotated as guanylate-binding protein 4-like. The record is from RefSeq and is a predicted model, not a curated record. NCBI's taxonomy places the organism in Eukaryota, Metazoa, Chordata, Mammalia, Rodentia, Muridae. The transcript has 6 exons. Gene Ontology annotation, molecular function: GTP binding; GTPase activity. The annotation marks the transcript as partial. Gene Ontology annotation, biological process: defense response to protozoan; defense response to Gram-positive bacterium.